Messenger RNA from Mustela lutreola (European mink), 2523 nucleotides. It is a transcript of the gene GPR37L1, whose product is annotated as G protein-coupled receptor 37 like 1. Gene Ontology annotation, molecular function: G protein-coupled peptide receptor activity. The record is from RefSeq and is a predicted model, not a curated record. Gene Ontology annotation, cellular component: plasma membrane; signaling receptor complex. NCBI's taxonomy places the organism in Eukaryota, Metazoa, Chordata, Mammalia, Carnivora, Mustelidae. Gene Ontology annotation, biological process: positive regulation of MAPK cascade; adenylate cyclase-inhibiting G protein-coupled receptor signaling pathway. Bases 207 to 1619 code for a protein of 470 amino acids. The transcript is spliced from 2 exons.
CUGCCCAGCCCGUGGCCGGCGGGGUGGGAGGGAGCCGCCGGAGUCUACUGGAGCAGGCUGGUGAUGCCAGACGCCUGACAGGAGGCGGACCAAGAGGCCAGCUGUCUCUCUCUCUCUCUCUCUCUCUAUCUCCUCGGUCAGCCCCUCACUUGGGUCCGGCGCCCUCACCUGCUCCUCGGGGGCAGCUGCCUCCUGCGCCUCCGGCCAUGCGGCAGCUAUGGUCGCUGGCCAUCUCUCUCGCCGUGGUACUGGCCGCAGGGCUGAUCAGCGUCUCCGGGGGUGCCGAGGCCCUGGAGCCGCAGAACCGGUCCAAGAGAGGCACAGAGGACGAUGAGGCCAAGGGGGUACAGCAAUAUGUGCCUGAGGAGUGGGCCGAGUACCCCUGGCCCAUGCAUCCUGCUGGCCUGCAGCCCACCAAGCCCUUGGUGGCCACCAGCCCCGACCCAGACAAGGAUGGGGGCACGGCAGACAGCGGCCAGGAGCCUCGGGCCAAUCUGACAGGGAUGCCGGGCCAGAGGCUGCAGAUUCAGAACCCCCUGUACCCGGUAACUGAGAGCUCCUACGGGGCAUACGCCAUCAUGCUCCUGGCCCUGGUGGUGUUCGCCGUGGGCAUCGUGGGAAACCUGUCGGUCAUGUGCGUCGUGUGGCACAGCUACUACCUGAAGAGCGCCUGGAACUCCAUCCUGGCCAGCGUGGCCCUCUGGGAUUUUCUGGUCCUCUUUUUCUGCCUCCCUGUGGUCAUCUUCAAUGAGCUCACCAAGCAGAGGUUGCUGGGCGACGCCUCUUGCCGGGCUGUGCCCUUCAUGGAGGUCACCUCGCUGGGAGUCACCACCUUCAGCCUCUGCGCCCUAGGCAUCGACCGCUUCCACGUAGCCACCAGCACCCUGCCCAAGGUGAGGCCCAUCGAGCGGUGCCAGUCCAUCGUGGCCAAGCUGGCCGUCAUCUGGGUGGGCUCCAUGAUCCUAGCCGUGCCCGAGCUCCUGCUGUGGCAGCUGUCACAGGAGCCCUCCGCCACCGCGGGCACGCUGGACUCGUGCAUAAUGAAGCCGUCGGCCAGCCUGCCCGAGUCGCUCUACUCGCUAGUGAUGACCUACCAGAACGCCCGCAUGUGGUGGUACUUCGGCUGCUACUUCUGCCUGCCCAUCCUCUUCACCGUCACCUGCCAGCUGGUGACGUGGCGGGUGCGGGGCCCUCCGGGGAGGAAGCCCGAGUGCCGCGCCGGCAAGCACGAGCAGUGCGAGAGCCAGCUCAGCAGUACCUUGGUGGGCCUGACAGUGGUCUACGCCCUCUGCACGCUCCCCGAGAACGUCUGCAACAUCGUGGUGGCCUACCUGUCCACGGAGCUGACGCGCCAGACCCUGGACCUCCUGGGCCUCAUCAACCAGUUCUCCACCUUCUUCAAGGGAGCCAUCACGCCCGUGCUCCUGCUGUGCCUCUGCAGGCCGCUGGGCCGGGCCUUCCUGGGCUGCUGCUGCUGCUGCUGCGGGCAGUGCAACGGCCCGGAGGCCUCAGCCGCUGGCGGCUCGGACAGCAAGCUCAAGACCGAGAUGCCUUCCUCCAUCUACUUCCACAAGUCCAGGGAGUCGCCCCCCCUCCUGCCCCUGGGCACACCUUGCUGAGGCCAGGCUCCAGCUGGGGGGCGGAUGGGAGCAGGGGCACGGAGGGGCAGGGAGGGUGCCCCCCCCCACAGCCUGGGUCUGGUGUUUCUGUCCCCAGAGGUCUUGCUUCUCGGCUGUCUUGCCGUCUAGAGGUGGACUUCGUUCCUAUUGCUGGGGUUCAGUUUCAGGUAUGGCAAAGCCCCCUCCCCCAGCAGGAUCACUCUCUGGGGGCUUCCAAACCCUGUUCCAAAUCCACUCGCAGCGGGUGGGUGGUGAUGCUUCCAGGUCCUUAGAACUGCCUAGAAACUCUUAGUCCCCUACCAGCUGGGAGCCAGGACUUCACCUGUCUCUGUCGUGGAAUCUGCUAGACUUUAGUUAGGCCCUCUCUAAGUAGUGUCUCCCUGACACUCACCCAUCCUAGAAUACAGGGCCUUUGGGGGCCAGGCCUGCCUGGGUCUUCUCUGGACCAGAUCUCCCUAGUCUUGGACACCUCCUUUCCCUCCUGUCAACCCCCCCCCCCCCGCUUCCAGAGGAUUUCUCUCUCCUUCCUCUUCCUCCUUUGACCUAUCCUGGGUUGUGCUGUCCCCACCUCCCUUGGUAGGUCCCCCACUAUAGCAGGCCCUGCUUCACAAACAAUAAACUAGGUAGAACUAUCCCUGUGCCCACUGGAGUUUCUUGUGCCACACCCUGACAGUGCCCAGAGGCACCUGGCCCUUCUCCAGGACAGGUGGGACCCUAGGGGGAUUCCUCCUGGCCCCUUUGACCCUGUCUGGCCUGUGGCUGAUAUCCUCCCUGGCCCUACAGCUUUAUGGCUUUUGAGGGGCAGAGUGGAAGGAGGGCUUGGGAAGUGGAGACCAAGUCUUCAUCCUGACACAAACCCGAGCAUCCUUGGGAAGUCAAAAGGCUGCAAACUUGUCUCUUCUGA